UACUACUCUAUUAUUAGGCCUGCUUGCCCAUGCAAUGGAAGCCGGAUGUGUUUUGCUCGAUUCACUGAUCCGAGGUUUUUCACGGAAGAAAGAGCGAACUGUAGUUCAUUAUCAUUAGACUCUAGAGAUCUAGGAGGAGUGUGUGGAGUUUAGCCUAGUUUGUGAACACUAUUUUGUUUUAAAUCUAGAUUAGGUCUAGUUUUUAGUAAGUAAAGUAAGUGUAUCCCGUGGAUAAAGCGAGCGACAAAGUCGAAAGUUUGAUCAAGCCACACACAUACAGUAAACCCCUACUGACUGAGUUGGUCUUGAAGUGACGGUUGUUCUGAAAAUGGCUUCAGGCAUUGAAAUGUCGAACUGGAGGAACUAUGUGAGUGAGCUUUAUCAUGAGGUUCCUCUUCACUGUCUCAAAGUGAGCACCUUACGGCGGUUGAGUCUGUACCUGGAUGAGCCUAUAAAUGUCAUGGAUAUGGAUGCUGACUGCAUGCGGGACUUCACUGGACUUGCCGAUUUGAUUGGCUUCGAUGGGUUAGAGGUUAAGCGCUUUGAGAAUUUAGAGCAUGGCUCAAGAGGGAAAAGUGUCAUUCAAGAAUGGAUGGAACGUACUACUGAGCCCAGACCAACUGUCGGAAAACUGGUGGAAUUUUUGGUCCGAAUGGAGCGAGAAGACGCACUCACAGAAUUACAUGGCAAAAUAGAAAAUGAUGCCAAAAAGUUUUUGGAAAAUCGUGAGCGUCUCCGACCGGUGCAAGUAGGCGAAGUCUCACAAGGGCCUGGGGAAUUUGAACAGCCUAAGGCAAUUACAGCUGAUGAUGUUUGGUUUGGGCAAAAGAUAUGCUACGAUGCUUUUGUAUGCUACAACCCAGCCCGAGAUGGGUCACGUGACAUGAUGUUUGUGAAUGAACUGAUUCAGCGCUUUGAGUCUCCACCUUUCAACUUCAGGCUGUUUGUCCCCCACAGAAAUGAUCUGGCGGGCUUGAAUACACACAGCAUAAACGCCAGAAUCAUUUCGGAAAGGUGCCGGCACAUGAUAGUCGUGCUGAGUGAAAACUUUCUACAGAGCAAAGCGUGUGAUUUUCAGACUUCUUUCGCCCAUGCCUUGAAUCCUGGUGCAAGAGAGAAAAGAAUUGUUCCAGUGAAACUAGAGGAGGUUGAAAUCCCCAACAUCAUGAAGAUUAUGGCUCUGUGCGACUUUACUAAACAGGACCUGAGAGAUUGGUCAUGGGUGAGGCUAGCCCAGUCCAUUCGCAUUCCGCUCGAGAUGAGUGACUUUGAGAUUCAUGGUUCGAACUCAAUGAGCCUGGAAUCAUCGCUGCUCCCCACAACUCCGCUGUUUCCUCCGGCGUCCUCCCGACCUCUUCCAGCCCUGACUGGCUUUGGGGAAGACGGACAUCCCAACCCACCACCAGAAUCUGGCUAUAGCAGUCUCGGUGUUUCUUCCCAGUUAUUGGACAACAACCCAGCCCAGAAUCAGUGUCCAAGUGGACAGCCAAAGCACUAUACAGCCCCAGUCUACAGAUCUUCUGGACCCAGCGCUGCUUCUUCUUUGGAGUCUCUUACAGGCUCACGAACCCGGACGGCGCCUGCACUGUCGGCAACAUCAGUGCUGGCUGGCAGAAAUGGAAUGAGUUCAUCCAAUCCUAACCUGCCGGCGGCCUCCGCCAAGCGAGAGGAAAAGAGGGGCAGCAACAUUGCUUCAAGGGCAUACAAAGCUGUCACUCAGAAAUUCUCAGGAAAGAAGAAGGGGAAAGAAGAAGAUAUGGAGACAGGGUUUUAGGAAAACAGAAAUUCUCAACAAUUGCCCAAGUCACUUUUCAUUGUCUUAAGAAAACUUGGGGAAACAGUGCUUACCUUAGUCAAUCGUAGGGAUUAUGAAGAAGUGAAAUUGUCUCAUUGAAAAAACAAAUUUUAGUACACAAAACUAAACCCUGCUAUAUUGAGGACAUGAAACAAGAAACAUGUAUUUUUAUCAAACCAAAGUCUAGAUACAUGGACAAAUUACUUUAGCUAUGUUAUUACCAUGAUGAUAUUCUGUAUCUUUGAAUUACAAUAUCAGUGUCUAGAUAUACUGGAGAGGUUUUUAUCAGUUCAAUUAGAAUAUGUUGUUUUAAUCUGUUGAUGUUGAAAUUGUUUCUACUUGUACUUAAACUCAGCUGAACUGUUGCUUCUUAAACUUGCUUUUUAUAAUUUGACAUGUUUUGUUGUUAUUGUGAGUUUGUCUUUAAAAUGUAUGCAAUGAAGUUUGUUAUUAAAAUAUUGUUUGUUUGUAUGGUUGUUUGUUGAAAAGUGCUACACGUUACAUUCCUGCCUUCUUCAGAGACAUUCAAGUGUUCUUUUUUUAAUCAAACCCCAGUUUUUCUGAAUAUAUUUGCUGAUUUUCUAAAAACUUAUUAAGUAUGUGUGUGUGUGGGUGCGUGAAUGCGUGCGUGCGCAUGUGCAAUGUCACGCACAUAUGUGUUCUUGCAUGCCUGUGUCUAUGUGCACAAAUGUGUUUUUGUAGAUUCAUGUUUUAGUAUAUAGGCACUUGCCUGUUGUGUAAGUGUAUUAUAGUACAAUCAUGUUUACACAUACAUUAGAGUGUUUGUAUGCAUAUGAAAGAAAAACAGGAGGAUUACUUCAUACACAGGUACACAGGUACUAAAAGAAUGGAAUAUUUUUGUGUCCUUUGUUCUAGAGUUGUUAUUAGUAUUAGUGCUGUCUGUUUGAUUUCUUGUCAGCUGAAGCACAGUCUUUGUUCAGGAAUUUGUUCCCUACACACAGCAAAUGAGUCAAAAUUUCUCAAAGUUUGGGAAUUUAGCUGUUUUGUACUCAGGGAUCGCAUUUAUAUGUAAAUUAUAGAAAUAAUAAUAAAUAGCUUUUACGUUGAACAUUUUGAUAUUCUUAAAAAAUAUCCAAAUGCACAUCAAAAGAGAUAUCAUAUUUUAAAAUGACUUGGCAGGUAUAUACAUAUAAAUAUAUAAAGAUAUUGUCAAGCAGCACGCCUGGUAAUGAUAAUGCAAAUACUAAUAGAAUACACGGAAAAACUCACUCGUGGUCAAAAUAAAAUCUAGUAGAUUGGCUAUGAGCAAAUGA
Molecule: messenger RNA, 3069 nt
Organism: Aplysia californica (California sea hare)
Lineage: Eukaryota; Metazoa; Mollusca; Gastropoda; Aplysiida; Aplysiidae
Product: myeloid differentiation primary response protein MyD88
Exons: 11
Coding region: 329-1774 (481 amino acids)
Biological process (GO): innate immune response; MyD88-dependent toll-like receptor signaling pathway; defense response to Gram-positive bacterium
Cellular component (GO): plasma membrane
Molecular function (GO): TIR domain binding; Toll-like receptor binding
Source: RefSeq, a predicted model, not a curated record